Messenger RNA from Dicrocoelium dendriticum, 1533 nucleotides. Lineage: Eukaryota; Metazoa; Platyhelminthes; Trematoda; Plagiorchiida; Dicrocoeliidae. The record is from the annotation of a GenBank genome assembly.
CAACCCACAAAGAUGGUAUAUAUGCGGGUUGCCGGUUGUUGUACAAUCGUUGCUUGGUGUUGCGCGCGCUACUAUGCGGGAGAUUGUCCACAUCCAGGCGGGCCAGUGUGGCAACCAAAUUGGUGCGAAGUUCUGGGAGGUCAUUUCGGAUGAACAUGGAAUUGACCCCACUGGUACGUACCAUGGGGAUUCGGAUCUACAACUCGAGCGAAUAAAUGUUUACUACAACGAAGCUACCGGCGGAAAGUAUGUUCCUCGGGCGGUGCUAGUCGAUCUGGAACCGGGGACGAUGGACAGCGUUCGUGCUGGUCCAUUCGGACAGCUGUUUCGUCCGGAUAAUUUCGUGUUUGGUCAGAGUGGAGCCGGGAACAACUGGGCCAAAGGGCAUUACACCGAAGGAGCUGAGUUGGUGGACUCAGUCCUUGACGUCGUUCGCAAAGAGGCUGAGUCGUGUGAUUGCCUUCAGGGUUUCCAACUUACCCACUCCCUGGGAGGCGGAACCGGCUCUGGUAUGGGCACGCUGUUGAUUUCCAAAAUUCGCGAAGAGUAUCCCGAUCGUAUCAUGAAUACUUUCUCAGUCGUUCCCUCCCCGAAGGUGUCUGAUACUGUUGUGGAGCCGUACAACGCAACGUUAUCCGUCCAUCAACUUGUUGAAAAUACUGACGAGACUUAUUGCAUCGACAACGAGGCUUUGUACGACAUCUGCUUCCGAACUCUCAAGCUAACUACACCAACUUACGGUGAUCUGAACCACUUGGUUAGUGCUACGAUGUCUGGCGUCACAACGUGCCUGAGAUUCCCAGGUCAGCUAAAUGCUGACUUGCGCAAAUUGGCUGUCAACAUGGUGCCAUUCCCACGUCUGCAUUUCUUCAUGCCUGGUUUUGCCCCUUUAACAAGCCGUGGCAGUCAACAAUACCGUGCUCUCACAGUUCCUGAGCUGACCCAGCAGAUGUUCGAUGCUAAGAAUAUGAUGGCCGCUUGCGAUCCUCGUCACGGAAGGUAUCUCACUGUUGCCGCAAUGUUCCGCGGACGCAUGUCUAUGAAGGAAGUUGAUGAACAGAUGCUAAAUGUUCAAAACAAGAACUCGAGCUACUUUGUAGAAUGGAUUCCGAACAAUGUUAAGACGGCUGUAUGUGAUAUUCCUCCACGCGGACUGAAGAUGGCUGUCACUUUCAUCGGAAACAGUACAGCUAUUCAGGAGCUCUUCAAACGUGUGUCGGAGCAAUUCACUGCUAUGUUCCGUCGCAAAGCUUUCUUACACUGGUACACUGGCGAAGGCAUGGACGAAAUGGAAUUCACUGAGGCUGAGUCUAAUAUGAACGAUCUAGUCAGCGAAUAUCAACAGUAUCAAGAUGCGACUGCGGAAGAAGAGGGUGAAUUCGAGGAAGAGGAGAACGAGGAAGCAUAGGGAACUUGUUUUGUUCACGUUAAUAGCCCUAAUAAAUUUCAAUGGUUAGUUUUGUCCUUUUGACUAUCAGUAUUUGCCUUUUCUGCCGCGAUCAUUUUGCGCUCAAUGGAGCAUUGUGUUAAACC